CAGUUCACAGUCAGUUGAGCCGAACGAGUGCCGAGGACCAGACGGGUGUCCUUGUCCCCGAGCGCCGCGCCGGCUGCCGACGAUCGAGAGCAUGUGGCGUCCACUGUUGAUCGUGUGCGUUCUGGCAGCCGUCAGCCGCGGACAGCAGCAAAACUGUCCGAGCAGCUGUCUCUGCAUCAAGUCCACUGUCCGAUGCAUGAAUAUGCACCUGCAGAUGGUGCCCCAGGUGGCGCACAACACCCACACCCUCGACUUGCGGUUCAACAAGAUCAAAGAAAUCCAGCCGGGUGCCUUUGCCAACCUCAAGGAACUUAUCACCCUGUUGCUGAACAACAAUCAGAUCACGCGGCUGCAGAACGGCGUUUUCUCCGGGCUGGAUGAACUGAAGCAUCUAUACCUGUACAAAAACCGAAUAAAAGACAUCGAGAGUGACGUGUUCAAAGGGCUGUCCAGGCUGGAACAACUGCAUUUGCAUUUCAAUGAUCUGGUUACCAUUCAUCCGGGCACUUUCAAUAACCUCGGCGAUCUCUCGAGGCUGUUUUUGCAACACAACAAACUGAAGAAAAUUCCAACCGACGCUUUCAAGAACCUCGUUACCCUCGAAAGACUACGGCUGGACAGUAAUGCCCUUGUUUGCGACUGCGAUAUGGCGUGGCUGGUGAAGUUCCUCAAGGAGAUGAAGGACACGUAUACAGCUGGCCACUGUCAGCAGCCCGUCGACAUGCAGGGCAAGUCUCUCACCACGAUGACGGACACAGAUUUCCACUGCCGCAAGCCGGAGAUCAAGGAGGAGCCGCAUGACGUCGAGAUCCCUUUCGGCGGCACCGUCUACUUCACGUGCAAGGCCGACGGCGACCCGCAGCCAAACAUUUCCUGGCUCAGGAAUAGCCACACAGUGGACAAAAAUCCGCGUUAUUCGGUUCUGGACGACGGCACCCUGAUGAUCUCGUACGCCGUGCUGGAGGACGUCGGCUCCUUUGAGUGCGUGGCCAAUAAUUCUGUCGGCCACACAAAGUCAAGAUCAGCGGUCCUGCGGGUCGGACGCACUGAUGAUAAGCCCAAGUUCGCCAUCAAUCCGGAGGACUACUACGGCCGCCAGGGGCAGCAGAUUAGUCUGCACUGCACCGCUACCGGCCAGCCCAGCCCCAAUAUUACGUGGUCCAGGGAUGGCAAGGACGUCAGAAUCAACGAGCGCUUCUGGGUGUUGGACAACGGCACUCUAACUAUUCAGCAUUCGCGGGUCGAGGACACUGGAUCGUACCAGUGCUCGGCCUCUAACUACAUCGGCACCAUUCAAACCAUUAUUUACGUCAAAGUUGUCGGUGCUCCAAUUCUGACCGAAAGUCUGAAGAACGAGAGUGCACGAGCCGGCGACAUGGUUCUGUUCCGAUGCCUCGCCCAAGGCCAGCCAUCACCGACCGUCAACUGGUACAAAGAGGGCCAGCUUAUCUCACACGGCGGGAAUUUCACUCUCCUCGCCAACGGUAAAAUCCUGCGAAUCGAAAGAGUACAGCUGUCGGACGCGGGUCGGUACACGUGCAUCGCGCGCAACACGGCUGGGCAGGUGAUUGCCAGCGCGUGGCUCAGCGUGGAGGACGAACGUCGAGAGGCGCCCGUGUUCCAGGACAAGCCGUUCGACUUGACCGUCGUCCCUGGGGCCACAAUCAAAGUGCCCUGCAGCGCCACCGGACACCCACGCCCAGAAAUUGAGUGGCGCAAGAACAACGCGCCCAUCGAUGAUGAUACGCAACACAAGAUCGCGUCUGGCGGCAGUUUGUACAUCUACAACAUCACCGAGGCCGACGCCGGAGUUUACGAGUGCACCGCAGUCAACGAACAAGGCAAAAUUUCGGCGAAAGCCACCGUCAAUGUCAUAGGUGCUCCAAUUCUGACCGAAAGUCUGAAGAACGAGAGUGCACGAGCCGGCGACAUGGUUCUGUUCCGAUGCUUCGCUCAAGGCCAGCCAUCACCGACCGUCAACUGGUACAAAGAGGGCCAACUUAUCGCACGCGGCGGAAAUGUUGCUCUCCUCGCCAACGGCCAACUCCUACGAAUCAAACAAGUUAAGUUGUCGGAUGCGGGGCAGUACACGUGCAUCGCGCGCAACACGGCCGGGCAGGUGAUCGCCGGCGCGUGGCUCAGCGUGGAGGACGAACGUCGAGAGGCACCUGUGUUCCAGGACCAGCCGUUCGACUUGACUGUCGACCCUGGGGCUACAAUCGAAGUGCCCUGCAGUGCAACCGGACACCCACGCCCAGAAAUUGAGUGGCGCAAGAACAGCGCGCCCAUCGAUGAGGAUACGCAACACAAGAUCGCGUCUGGCGGCAGUUUGUACAUCUACAACAUCACCGAGGCCGACGACGGAGUGUACGAGUGCACCGCGGUCAACGAAAAAGGCAAAAUUUCGGCGAAAGCCACCGUCACUGUCAGAGGUGCUCCAAUUCUGACCGAAAGUCUGAAGAACGAGAGUGCACGAGCCGGCGACAUGGUUCUGUUCCGAUGCUUCGCUCAAGGCCAGCCAUCACCGACCGUCAACUGGUACAAAGAGGGCCAACUUAUCGCACGCGGCGGAAAUGUUGCUCUCCUCGCCAACGGUCAAAUCCUGCAAAUCAAACUAGUUGAGUUGUCGGACGCGGGGGAGUACAUGUGCAUCGCGCACAACACGGUCGGGCAGGUGAUCGCCGAAGCGUGGCUCAGCGUGGAGGACGAACGUCGAGAGGCGCCCGUGUUCCAGGACCAGCCAUUCGACUUGACCGUCGACCCUGGGGCCACAAUUGAAGUGCCCUGCAGCGCCACUGGACACCCACGCCCAAAAAUUGAAUGGCGCAAGAACAGCGUGCCCAUCGAUGAGGAUACGCAACACAAGAUCACGUCUGGCGGCAGUUUGUACAUCUACAACAUCACCGAGGCCGACGCCGGAAUUUACGAGUGCGCCGCAGUCAACGAAAAAGGCAAAAUUUCGGCGAAAGCCACCGUCACUGUCAGAGGUGCUCCGAUUCUGACCGAAAGUCCGAAGAACGAGAGUGCACGAGCCGGCGACAUGGUUCUGUUCCGAUGCCUCGCCCACGGUCAGCCAUCACCGACCGUCAACUGGUACAAAGAGGGCCAGCUUAUCCCACACGGCGGAAAUGUCGCUCUUCUCGCCAACGGUCAAAUCCUGCGAAUCGAACAAGUGAAGUUGUCGGAUGCGGGGCAGUACACGUGCAUCGCGCGCAACACGGCCGGGCAGGUGAUCGCCGGCGCGUGGCUCAGCGUGGAGGACGAACGUCGAGAGGCACCUGUGUUCCAGGACCAGCCGUUCGACUUGACCGUCGUCCCUGGGGCCACAAUUGAAGUGCCCUGCAGCGCCACAGGACACCCACGCCCAGAAAUUGAGUGGCGCAAGAACAGCGUGCCCAUCGAUGAGGAUACGCAACACAAGAUCGCGUCUGGCGGCAGUUUGUACAUCUACAACAUCACCGAGGCCGACGCCGGAGUUUACGAGUGCGCCGCAGUCAACGAAAAAGGCAAAAUUUCGGCGAAAGCCACCGUCACUGUCAGAGGCAUGACGGUGGUUGCUGGGCCGGGCGACAGGUUCGUGGUAAAGGCGCACCAAGAAGCGCAAAGCAAGGUGGACAAGGCAGUCAACGACACCCUAACGUCGCUCUUCACGCGCUCGACGCCUGCCACCCCGGGCGAGCUGCUGCGAAUCCUGCGCUACCCCAAUGCUGAGGCCAGGCAAGUGGCCAGGGCAGCCGAAAUCUACGAAAUCACCCUGGCUAAUGUGCGAAAGUACGUGCUGGCUGGCUUGAAACUCAGUCUCGAAGAUAGCAAAGACUUUUCGUAUAGAGAGCUGCUGUCGCCGAACCAGCUUGAGCUGGUCGCCAACCUGUCCGGCUGCAUGCUGCACAGGCCGCACGUGGACUGCGACGACAUGUGCUUCCACGCCAAGUACAGGGCGUUGGACGGCACCUGCAACAACCUGAGACACCCGAUGUGGGGCGCCUCACUCACCGCUUUCGUCCGCCUUCUCCCAGCUGCCUACGAAAACGGAUUUAAUCUGCCAAUAGGCUGGACAAAAGGGCUCAAGUACCGCGGCUUUGAGAAGCCGAAUGCUCGCCUCGUUUCCAGCUCUUUGUUGAGCACCACCGACAUCACCCCCGACCACUUUAACAGCCACAUGCUGAUGCAGUGGGGUCAGUUCCUGGACCACGAUAUGGACCACGCCAUUCCUUCGCUCAGCGGCGAGAGCUACGAAGACGGCGUCGAGUGCAAGGGGUCAUGCGAGUUCGCCUCUCCAUGCUACCCGAUUGAGAUUCCCGAGCACGACUUGCGGGGCCGAUUAGACAAGUGCAUGGAUUUCGUGAGGAGCAGUGCUAUUUGUGGUUCCGGCGGCACUUCGGUCCUCUUCGACUCGGUCAACCCGCGCGAGCAGAUAAAUCAGCUCACUUCCUUCAUUGAUGCAUCCCAGGUUUAUGGUUUCUCCAGUUCAGUGGCGUCAGAUCUGCGAAACUUCACUAGCCAGGAUGGGCUCAUGAGAACAACCAACCUGCCAAGAGUCCGGGGUGACCUGUUGCCACUGGAAGACCGGCCCUUUAUGGACUGCAGACGGGAUCCAAGGGAGCACAACAUUGGCUGCUUCAUGGCUGGAGACAUCAGGGCCAACGAGCAAGUGGCCCUGUUGGCGAUGCACACUAUCUGGCUCAGGGAACACAACAGGGUCGCCCUCAAGCUGAGGUCUUUCAACCCUUUGUGGGAGUCAGACACGAUUUUCCACGAAGCACGAAAGAUUGUUGGCGCCCAAAUGCAGCACAUCACGUUCACCCACUGGCUGCCGCACAUCCUGGGCCCCUCGGGCAUGGAGAAGAUGGGCGCCUACAAGGGCUACCAGCCAGACGUGGACCCUCGCGUGUCCAACGCAUUCGCGACGGCUGCCUUCCGCUUCGGCCACUCGUUGAUCAACCCCAUUUUCGAGAGACUCAACGCCUCCUUCCACCCUAUUCCCGAGGGGCCGUUGCCCCUGCACAGAGCCUUCUUCUCUCCCUGGCGCCUCGUCGAGGAGGGCGGCGUCGACCCCCUCAUGAGAGGCAUGAUCUUUUCUCCUGCAAAGCUAAAGACGCCCCAGCAAACCUUGAAUUCCGACUUGACCGAACGACUCUUCUCCGCAGCGCAUAACGUUGCGUUGGACUUGGCUGCAAUUAACAUUCAACGAGGUCGAGACCACGGUUUACCAAGCUACAAUGACUACCGCCGAUUCUGCAAUUUGAGCCACGCAGAAACCUUCAUGGACUUGCGCAAUGAAAUCAAGAGCAGUGGAGUGCGAGAAAAACUUGAGAAGUUGUACGGUCAUCCAGGAAACAUUGAUUUGUGGGUUGGAGGCAUCCUGGAGGAUCAGGUGGAGGGUGGAAAGGUCGGUCCUACCUUCCAGUGCAUCUUGGUUGACCAGUUCCGCAGACUCCGCGAUGGAGACAGAUUUUGGUACGAGGACCCAGCCGUUUUCUCUCCAGCGCAGUUGACGCAGAUCCGGCAGACGUCCCUGGCGGCUGUGCUAUGCAACAACGGAGAUUCAAUCGACCGGGUGACCAGGGAUGUGUUCACGCUACCAAUGAUGCAAAGGUCGGGCCUGGUGACUUGCGAGGAGGUGCCUCAGAUAGAGCUCAGCUUCUGGACUGAAUGCUGCCAAGAAUGCAAAAACUCGCAAAGACCCGAGAUAUCAAGACGAGUUCGCCGUGCUGCUGACGACACAAAUCAAGUUGUCGAGGAAGCUGCAACUCCUGCGGUGACCCAGGCACCAAGGAGGAGGAACAAAAACCCUGGUGGCAGAACAACGACCACCAGCACCACAGCCCCAACCACAACCACCACCGCGACGGUUGCAACGACGACGACCGCCACUCCGAUGACCACCGCCAUGACCACGGCCUCUCCAAAGCCACCAGCUCCCGAGGCAGACGACUCAGAGGAAGGGCACCACGAGGAGGAAGAAGAAGAAGAGGCCAAGACUAUCGAGGAGGUGAUAGCGUACAUCGACAAGCAGCUGAAGAGGAUCAAGCGAAAGAUCAAGAAACUGGAGCACAGGAUCAUCAACGAGGACUCGCACAAAUCGCUCAAGCACAACAGCAAGCAGUGCACCGACGACACCGGACACGUCCGACUCAACGGCGAAAUCUGGCACCUCGAUUCAUGCACGCAGUGCCACUGUUUGAAACAUCAGAUAACGUGCACUCGAAACAUUUGCCCUCCUCUCAUCUGCAACCUGCCCCAAGUGGCCAUCACGCAUGACGGCGAGUGCUGCGCUCGGUGCACAUCUCCAAAGGCCUAGGAAGGCCUCCAGCAAGACUACACCUAGUCAAUUUUGUGUGCUCCUCAUAUCACAGAAUUCAACUCUACACAUAGUCCGAGCAGCAGAUAUUACCGUUAAAAUGACUAGACUCGAGAAAUUCUAGGAUGUAGAACUACAAAAUAUUCCUAAUUGGUCGUGGAAUCAUGUAUGAAAACUUCUAUGACUAUUCCUGCCAGAUAUAGCUGCCAAGUUCAAGUAAAUAACUGUCGUCGUUUAAUGCCAGGCGUAAAAUAAAAAAUUCUCUAACUUUGUUUCAAUACGAAAAAUUCCGCUUUGUUAAGUUAACGUGUGGAUGCCAUAUUAUAUAAUUGUAUUUAAAUUCCAGAUAUAAAUCUAAGUAAGUGUUCAACUAUUGCAUUAAAUAAUUAUUUGAUAAUAUCAACUCUUUAACGUGUUCUGCGUGAAUCAAGCUUGUUUGUGGAUGAUCUCUCGAAAUGGAAUUAGUAAAUGUUAAGAGCCAUGACCUAAUAUAAACUUCAAUAGUUGAACUGUGUCGAGUGUCGAGCCGAUGCAUGUCAGCAGCGAAAGAAAGCUUCGUAACAAUAAACAAACCCUUAAAAUUA
This is a messenger RNA of Cloeon dipterum, 6885 nucleotides long. It is a transcript of the gene Pxn, whose product is annotated as Peroxidasin. Gene Ontology annotation, cellular component: neuronal cell body; axon; plasma membrane. The record is from RefSeq and is a predicted model, not a curated record. Gene Ontology annotation, molecular function: peroxidase activity; protein binding; axon guidance receptor activity. Lineage: Eukaryota; Metazoa; Arthropoda; Insecta; Ephemeroptera; Baetidae. Gene Ontology annotation, biological process: response to oxidative stress; synapse organization; homophilic cell-cell adhesion. The transcript is spliced from 33 exons. The coding region runs from base 92 to 6301 and encodes 2069 amino acids.